Messenger RNA from Girardinichthys multiradiatus, 3206 nucleotides. RefSeq lists its product as uncharacterized. The record is from RefSeq and is a predicted model, not a curated record. Bases 648 to 1148 code for a protein of 166 amino acids. Lineage: Eukaryota; Metazoa; Chordata; Actinopteri; Cyprinodontiformes; Goodeidae. Gene Ontology annotation, biological process: protein ubiquitination. The transcript is spliced from 4 exons. Gene Ontology annotation, molecular function: ubiquitin protein ligase activity.
GUAGAAAAGUAUGGCUCGUUGGUCUAGGGGUAUGAUUCUCGCUUUGGGUGCGAGAGGUCCCGGGUUCAAAUCCCGGACGAGCCCUUUAUUUUGGGUUCUGUUGCGCUUUUUCAUGUAUUCAUUAUUCUCUAUCUUUAUGUGCCACUUUUUAGAUACAUAUGAAAAGUCACCAAUAUUUUAAGAGCGCUCGGUUGCUUCGAGUUGUCUAUUAGCGUCUCCCUCUCCUCUCAAAGCUACACCCCUCCUCUCCUCCAUCCUAGCUUCCCUGUCCCUCCACCUGCUUUCGGCCAAACGGUUGAACAAAGAGCGCCUCCACCUCUCUGCUCCCCCAGCUGUUGUUGGGAGGGCUUAGGGCCGGGAGAAAUAAAAGAGACAGACAUUUCUGUUCCGCCCCCACUAACGCUGCAGUCCUGACAGGCGGCAGACGAGCCGGGCCGUCUCCUCUCUGUUCACAGCGGUUACACUGAAAAUUAAACGACACUGAUCGGAGGAGCCGGAAUCAGCACUGCUGAUAUUUAAGCAAACUACAAGCGAAGGUCAGCUGGAGAGUGUGGGAAUUCUGGAUUAACUGCUGUCACCUGCUUUGACAGGAAGCCUGGGGCAUUUACUGCAGGAGAAAGACAGAAACUCCCAGUCUGUGCUUGACGAUGGUCCUGUGUGAGGAUGGCGAGUGCAGCGUCUGCCUCCUGCCGUUCUCCCGCACAGACAGGAUUCCCCGGGUACUCCACUGCAGGCACACAUUCUGCGAACCGUGCCUGGAGACGAUAUCCAGGGCCAGGAGCGGGCUCCUCACCGUGGGCUGCCCCCUGUGCCGCAGGGUGACCUGCGUACACCGAGGCCUUAGCCUGCAGGAGGCCCUGUGGGUCAACAUCAAGCUGUGGGAGCAGAUCCCUGAAGAUGUGAAGCCAGAGAUAGAAGGGGAGGAGGAUGGACAUAAACAAAGAGCUGAGGUGCAGAGGAUGGAGGCUAAACAGCGGCCCUCGUUACAAGGACAGUGCAUUUCCUCGAGAUCUGCCUCAACAAGGCUCAGACUGCCGACAUUGUUCAGGAGGUUCCGCUGGGCGAAGCAACACCGGGAGUCGAUCAUUCCUGGCAGCAACGUAGAAAUGAAAUCCUGGCGCAAAUUCUCAGCAGAUGACAUAUUUUAAGAAAUGAUGCUUCUCAGGACUUUCUGAUGGCCAAGGACCAGCCAGACUCACCUUUGACAUAGGAAGGGAGGUUGACAGACUGAGAAUCCAUUGUUUUGUUUUCAGUUCAAGGUGACGGUCUUCCUAUUAUUUCUUCCAGGCUUAAUUCUCCCAGCUGGUGCUGUGGGAUUAAGUUCAGCUGUCCCAGUGGGGCUAACACACCAAGAACCCCUUUAGAACAGAUGGUCCGCUCCUCAUCAUUGAACAUAACUUAUUCUUUUCCCUAUUUAUAAUAGUUAUUUGAGUUGAAAAAUUAACUAUUUUUAAAUAAUUUUUUUCACUGUUGUUUUAUUUCACCUGAACAUUUCUAAUUCAUUUGAAAGAAUCAUGAGCUCCAAGCUGAAGACACGACUCAUAUCUACAUCUUUCAUGACACAUAAAGUGUUUAAGUUUGAAUAAAAAAGUGAAGCCAGAGGAGGAUUUCUGAAUAAUGUGACUAGAACUUCUGUGAACAGGAUACACAACAAAAAGCGUUGCAUAAAACACUCAGUCAGCCAUGAAAGUGCAUUACGAUCUUCAUUCAUCAAGCAUCUGGCAAAUUUUUCAUGUCGGUGGAUAUCAGAAAACCGGAUCAUCACUUUCAUGGAAAUGGACUUUGUUCCCCCGGCCUCCAUAUGUGCUUUUGUUUUUUUUGUUUAGUGUAAAGUGUGACACCACAAGACAUAAAUGGGGCAAGCUAAGAGUUAAAUCUCAGUUGAAAGGCAUGUCUAAGCAUGAAUUUGUGGUGCUUUAGUCAUAUUAAGGUCAGUGCUAGAGAAAUCCGUUAGUUGUCCUACUGGUUUACCAAACAACAGGCUCCUUCAGCUGUAAAUCCCUUAAAGAAACAGUCCUGAUUUAAAACCUGUUACGGUGAAUUGUAACAGGUAUUAAAUAGGUCACAGUUAAAUCUAAAAAGGUGGCCAACUAUUUGCAUUCAGCCCCUGACUCAGGACUGCAGUAAGUCAUUUGGAGCCUGACAUUUUUCCCAAGCUCAGACUGGAUGGUAAGCUUUUGUGAAAAAAAAUGUUCAAGUCACAAACUCUCCAAUGUAUUUAGGGAUUGACUUUGAUUGGGCCAUUCUAACACAUGAAAAACACUUUGAUCUACCCAUGUAUUUAGCUCCAUCCAUCUUCACAUCAACUCUGACCAGCUUCCCUGUCCCUGCUGAAGAGCAGCAAGCCCACAGCAUGAUGCUGCUACCAUCAUGUUGCACUGUUGUGAUAGUGUGUUCAUAGGGGUGUUAGCUUUCUGUCACAUAUAACAUUUUUCAUUUAAACCAAAACUGUCCUUUUUAACAGUCUCUCCCACCGGAGCUGUGAAGCUCUGUAGCUCCUCCAGAAGUACCAUGGGCUUCUUUGCUGCUUCAUUGUAUAAUUCAAUUCAAAUUCAAUUCAAUUAAAUUCAAAUUCAAUUCAAAGAUACUUUAUUGAUCCCCGAGGGGAAAUUAGAAGUAUAAUGCUGUCCUUGUCAGUUUAGGUGGACUGCGAUGUCUGCUAGGUUUACAGUUGUGCCAUAUUCUUUCCAUGUUCAGAUGAUAGACUGAGCAGAGCUCUCUGAGUCGCUCAAAGCUUGGGAUAUUGUCUUCUGCUUCCAACGUCUCCAGAACGUUCUCCCUGACCUGUCUGCCGUGUUGCUUGGUUUUCAUGAUGCUGUUUGUUGUCUAACAACCUCCGAGGCCUUCACAGAUCAGCUGUGUAACUGUAACUCUACUCUCUUACUACUUAAGUGACUUCUGAAGAGAAUUGGUUGUGCUGAACACAAAUGCACACUUGACUUUUCAGAUUUGUAUUUGUACAAAUUUUGAAAACCAUGUAUUGUUUUCCUUUAAUUAAUGUGUGUUGGUCGGUCUCACAAAGUUCUAAUAAAAUAAAUAGAAGUUUGUGAUAGUAACACAAAAGAUGAAAGACUUCAAGGGGUGUAAAUAUAUUUCACAAGACCAUGUAUAUUCCCAUCAAAUAGUAUAAUCUUAGUUAAGUGUUAAAUCAGUACUAACAUCAUUGUCUGGAUUAUUUCUAUUAAAAGGCUAAAUAUAAAAUUGGA